UGUGGCGGAGUGUUUUGCUGGAUCGAUAAUAUAAAACGUUUUCCACUUUUCCAAAAGCAGUUCAGUCUUAAACUUAAUCUAGCACCGUUCACAACAAAGGCGUCGUGUUGUUAUUUCUUCUCUACAAAAAAUAAAAGAGUGUGUGUGUGAAUAAUACAAAAGAAAAUAUACAUAUUUUAUUUAAUUUUCGGUGUAACAAAGUCUUUUUUUUUAACAAAAAAAAACGAAAAAAGUUCUUCCAGCAAUAACAAAGAAAAACAAACUUACAAUUAAUAGAAUUUUAUAAACAAUACGAACUGUUUUUUCUGAAACCAUAGUAUAUCUUAACAAAAUCUCAAGUUUUAGAGAGAUUUUUAUCUGCAUUGCAACAAAGUUGGCAACACUACUACCUACAUUAUUGUUAUACGGCGAGUGUGUGAGAGUGUUGUAUUGUUGUCAUCAACGGUUUGCACAAAACGGUGUAUCAUCGUCGUGUCCUUGUUGUGUUGUUGUCUACUAAAUCAGUUUAACAAAGCCCUUCACACACACACACACAUACCGCACAGCAACAGAAAAAAUGGCCGCCUAUGCAGCAUUCAAACAUGUUGAACUUUACAAUGUGGGCAAAACCAAAAAGAGGGUUUUAAGACCUCCAGGCGGCGGCACCAGCGACAUUUUCGGAGGAGAUAUGCCACAAACUCCACGCUCAAUCAAAAAUCACAUGCAAUCAAAUAUUUUCUCUUGCGAUAAAAAAGAUGGCGUCAAAAAUAACGUACGACAAGGAGCUCACAGAUUCUAUUUCAUUGGAGAUCAACCACGUCGCGGUCAAAAGAACGUUGACUCAUAUCAACGUUUAUUCGGAGAACCCGACCGUGCAGCUACUCCAGCCAAAAAUCACAUGAAAAGCAACAUUCCAUUUGGUUCUAACAAUGAUAAUGUGAUUUCUAAUGGUAAUGGCAAUGGUCAUCAUUACAAUGGUAAAAGUGGUUCCGCAUCAUCGGCUUCAUCAUCGGUUUCUUCAUCUACCGAAAAUCUUAAAAUGAAUGGUUACUCCAAAACAGUAUAUCAUCGCAAAAUGAGUAAAAUAGAAUCUGAUUCCAAUUGCUCUUCAACGAUUUCUUCUGAGUACAAUAGUGAAAAUACUGUAACAUCUAGUGCUGGUGCUGGUAAUAUCGAUAAUAAUCUAAAAGAAAUGCUUCGUCAAGAAUCAUGCAACGUAGAAGAUAGCGGUGCUGGUGAUGUUACCAUUCAAACUCGCAAUGAUUCUGGAGGUAGCCCUGAAAACCCCAUUUCAAUGACAACAACAUUUUCUUCUCUGCCAGCAGAAGAUCAUUUGUCUGAGUAUUUCGAUGUUGGCAAUGCCGCUGCUAAAGCAGCUGCUUCAGCUCGCAAUCCCUUAACUGGCGUUGGAUUGAAUGGAGAUGGUGUGGGCGGUUGGAAACCAAUUAAACCCAAAACUCUUAGAGAUGGUAAUCCUGUCACCGGCGAAGGUUACAACAAAUCUAAUGAUUUCUCAACUCAUACUCCCAGUGUAAAUGGUGCCAAUCAGGUUAUCAACAAAAAUCGUAUUCCCCCCGGUGGUUUCUCUUCUGGUCUUUGGUAAAUUGGUCUUUUUGUAGAUGAUACUCAUAUAUCCAAGGCUAUUCCCCCUCCGCCCCCACACUCCAACUCAACUUGAGAAGUUUUCUACAGCAGCAAAACUAAAACAAAACAAGAAAAUCAAGAGCAAUCUGCAGGACAUCUAUGCAGAAAGAGGAGGGGGAAAAAGCCAAACAUAAAUAAUCUCAAAAUGCAUGUUAAGGGAAACAAUAUAACGAUGAUAAUAAUUCAAAUGAAACAAAACAACAACAAAUACACUACUAAUGCUGCAAUCAAAAGAAAAACAUCUGAAAAGAAAAAAAAAUUGAUUCAAUAAUAAUCGACUUAUUAAUAAAACAAAACAAAAUGUAAACUAGGGAUACACACAAACCGUCACAAAAAUUAUAAAGGAGAAACCAAGAAACCAAAACUUAAACUACCUAUUAUUAUGCAUAAAACAAAAGGGAAUGCCAGCUUUCCUUUAAAAAUGUACUCAUAUUAGGACUCAAAGCAUUUAACAACAUGAUGGCACAACCAACAGCAGCCAACUAUCAAACCACCCCAUCAUCAUCAACUUGUAACAAGCUGGCCAGAGAAAGUAAACUUCUAAACUCCCAUCCACUUACAAAAAGCAAAGCAACCUUUCGUUGUUUCUAACAAAGCAAAAGAAAAUCUUGUAUAACAAAAUUGUUUUUUAUGCAGUUUUUAGCAUAAAAUUUUAUAAUUUUAACUGAAACAGAAAAAUAUCAAACGAAACAAAAAAAAAGAAACAUCCAUCUUUUUGAAUAACGCUAUGUUGCUUUAAAACUAAAACAACAAAAUAAUAUCAACCAACUAAAAAGAAAUAUAAAAGGAAGCCUAUGUAAAACUUUUGCAAAAUUUUACAAAAGAAAACGAAUUUUCAUUGUAUUAUCGGUUAAUACAAUGGAAACUUAUUUUGCAAAAUAUUUUCCACUGGCAACAAACCAUUUAGUUUGCGCUUUUUUAAGUUUCCCAAACCGCAUACGGAAUUUCAAGGGCCACCAUUAAAUAAUAUCAUUAAUUAUAGACAGUUGUAGACACCUGCAAAAAGUUAGUAGUCGGUGGCUUAAAACUAUUAUAUUUAUACUUUUGUGUUUCUUAAAAAAAUUACAACAAAAAAAUUGUCAGUGUUUUGUUUCAUUAAGACCAACACCACCAUCUGCACCAUCACCACCCUAAGACCACCAGCAGCAUUUCUCUUAAACAAAAGACACCAAAAGAUCGAUCUAUCAUCAAUCAUUAAUACAUAAAUAUCUUAACCUACACCAAUGAUGCAUCAUUCAUUAUUUCCCAGAGAGAAAAAAGAAAAACAAAAUACCCACACAUUAUAAACUUCAUCAUUUAAAAUCAUUAAUUUGCUUGUAUUUCGACUAUAUUUUAAUACAAACACCCCCUUCACACUCCCACCCUUCACCCCCUAAGCAUUACUACACAUACAAUAUUUUUUAAAUAUUAUUAUAUUUCUUUAAUAUACAUACUAUAUUAUAUUAUACUGAUAAUCAUAAAAUCUUAAUUAUUACUUUUUUUACAUAAAAAAAAAGAAAAUUUUUGUAAUGAAUUUUUUAAGUUUAUGUAUACGUUUUUUUUUAAUAAUUCUCUUCCUACUUUAUUUCCACCAAAAAUCUUGCUCAUAUAUUAUCAUAUAUAUGUAUGUAUUUCCAAAUUGUUUUUGUCCAAUUAAAAUUUUUGUUUCUCUUCAAUUUUAAAUCUUAAUCUACCCUGGUUUAUGUAUCAUGUGUAACUCUUUUGCUAAUUAGUAACAAUAAUAAUUAAACAAACAAUAUUGUAUUUGUCGUCGCAUCAGUUUCGAAAACUAAAAGUAAAUAAAAACAAAGAAAACUAAAAUGUUAGGAACAACCAUUUAUAAACUCCCCCCCCCUAUAUACCCAUUUCCACUUAUCAAACAAAAACACCCCAAAAAAAAUGGAAAUUCGAACAACACUCAAUUGUAAAAAUUUAAGCAGUAAUUUAAAAUAAAAAGUUUAAUAAAACA
Stomoxys calcitrans (stable fly) is the source of this 3571-nucleotide messenger RNA. RefSeq names its product microtubule-associated protein Jupiter (gene Jupiter). NCBI's taxonomy places the organism in Eukaryota, Metazoa, Arthropoda, Insecta, Diptera, Muscidae. The transcript has 8 exons. Bases 557 to 1582 code for a protein of 341 amino acids. Gene Ontology annotation, cellular component: nucleus. The record is from RefSeq and is a predicted model, not a curated record.